GCCUGCCUGCCCGCCUGCCUGCUGCUCGCCGUCCUCUCCUCUCGCCUCCUCCUUCGGCCCUCCUCUCCCUCUUCCCUCUCGCCUCCCUCCGCUCCCUGGGUCUCUCCCAGCGCGUCUCCCUCCGCUGUCAGCCGCCCGGGCGCGCACAGCCCGGCCUCUCCUCCCUCGGCAGGUCCCGGCUCUGCGCCCUCCGCCCCUCCCCAGAGAAGCGGCCGGCUCCUCCCGGGGCCGCAGCCUCCGCGCCUUCCCUGCCCACCUACCAUGAGGAGCAGCUCCUCCCACCUGCCCAUAAAAGACAAGCGCAUGUUACCCGCGGCGGAUCAGAGCGCUUCCCCGGUCCUCUCCGCGGGAGCCCGCGAGCCUGUCUCCUUGACCCCGGGAGCCCAAGAAGCUGUCCUGGAAGCCAAGCAACAUCCAGUGAAGACGCAGAAAGCAGCCCCAGGGGCGCCGCAGAAAGGCACAGGCACGGACACGGGUCCUCAGUUCUGACGGGCAGCCGAGUUUAAAUGUGAUGGCUGUACCACCCGGUCCUCUGCAGCUGCUGGGAGCGCUACUCGCCAUCUCCCUGAGCUUCGUCAGGCUCAUCCAGGCUGGGGCCUACUACGGGAUCAAGCCGCUGCCUCCUCAGAUUCCUCCGCAGCUGCCACCGCAAAUCCCACAGUACCAGCCCCUGGGCCAGCAAGUACCUCAUGUGCCUCUGGGCAAAGAUGGCCUGGCCAUGGGCAAAGAGCUGCCUCACUUGCCGUAUGGCAAGGAGUAUCCACACUUACCCCAGUAUAUGAAGGAGAUUCAACCAGUGCCAAGGAUGGGCAAGGAGACAGUACCCAAGAAGGGCAAAGUAGAAAUACCAUUAGCCAGUUUACGAGGAGAGCAAGGUCCUCGUGGAGAACCUGGCCCAAGAGGACCGCCUGGACCCCCUGGUUUGCCAGGUCAUGGGAUACCUGGAAUCAAAGGAAAACCAGGGCCACAAGGCUAUCCAGGAGUUGGAAAGCCAGGUAUGCCUGGAAUGCCAGGGAAGCCAGGAGCCAUGGGAAUGCCUGGAGCAAAAGGUGAAAUUGGACCCAAAGGGGAAAUUGGGCCUAUGGGGGUUCCAGGACCACAAGGACCUCCAGGGCCGCAUGGACUUCCUGGCAUUGGGAAGCCAGGUGGACCAGGAUUACCAGGACAGCCAGGAGCAAAGGGUGAACGUGGACCCAAAGGACCACCAGGACCUCCAGGUCUCCAGGGACCUAAAGGAGAGAAGGGUUUUGGGAUGCCAGGUUUGCCAGGUCUGAAGGGCCCUCCAGGAAUGCAUGGCCCUCCUGGCCCUGUUGGACUUCCAGGAGUGGGAAAACCAGGAGUCACAGGCUUCCCUGGGCCCCAGGGCCCUCUGGGGAAGCCAGGGCCUCCAGGGGAACCUGGCCCACAAGGACCUAUUGGAGUACCAGGUGUUCAAGGACCUCCUGGGAUGCCUGGACUUGGAAAACCAGGCCAGGAUGGGAUCCCUGGCCAGCCAGGGUUUCCAGGUGGCAAAGGGGAGCAAGGACUACCAGGAGUUCCAGGACCCCCAGGCCUUCCAGGGGUUGGGAAACCAGGUUUCCCAGGGCCCAAAGGUGACAGGGGCAUGGGGGGUAUUCCAGGGGCUCUUGGACCCAGAGGGGAGAAAGGGCCAGCAGGUGCCCCUGGAAUAGGGGGUCCUCCAGGAGAGCCAGGCCUGCCUGGAAUCCCCGGCCCUAUGGGCCCCCCAGGCGCUAUUGGUUUCCCUGGGCCCAAAGGAGAAGGUGGGAUUGUAGGGCCACAGGGUCCACCAGGUCCCAAGGGUGAGCCAGGGCUUCAAGGUUUCCCAGGAAAGCCAGGUUUCCUUGGUGAAGUGGGGCCCCCUGGCAUGAGAGGUUUGCCAGGUCCCAUAGGGCCUAAGGGAGAACCUGGCCACAAAGGAUUGCCCGGGCUCCCUGGUGUUCCAGGGCUUCUUGGGCCCAAGGGAGAACCAGGCAUCCCAGGGGGUCAGGGUCUCCAGGGGCCCCCAGGUAUCCCUGGAAUUGUAGGCCCGAGUGGCCCCAUUGGGCCACCUGGAGUUCCAGGUCCUAAAGGGGAACCAGGCCUCCCUGGGCCCCCCGGCUUCCCUGGUGUCGGGAAGCCUGGAGCCGCAGGGCUUCACGGGCCCCCAGGGAAGCCAGGCGCCCUUGGUCCUCAAGGCCAGCCUGGCCUUCCAGGGCCCCCAGGACCUCCAGGACCACCUGGUCCCCCAGCUGUGAUGCCUCCUACGCCACCCCCCCACGGAGAGUAUCUGCCAGAUAUGGGGGUAGGAAUCGAUGGCGCGAAGCCCCCUCACGCCUACGGGGCUAAGAAAGGUAAGAAUGGAGGGCCAGCCUACGAGAUGCCCGCAUUUACCGCAGAGCUGACGGCACCCUUCCCGCCAGUGGGGGCCCCGGUGAAGUUUGACAAGCUGCUCUAUAACGGCAGACAGAACUACAACCCACAGACGGGCAUCUUCACCUGUGAGGUCCCUGGCGUCUACUACUUUGCCUACCAUGUUCACUGCAAGGGCGGCAAUGUGUGGGUCGCUCUCUUCAAGAACAACGAGCCCGUGAUGUACACGUACGACGAGUACAAGAAGGGUUUUCUGGACCAGGCGUCCGGGAGCGCCGUGCUGCUGCUCAGGCCCGGGGACAGGGUGUUCCUGCAGAUGCCCUCGGAACAGGCUGCGGGGCUGUACGCUGGGCAGUACGUGCAUUCCUCCUUUUCAGGGUAUUUAUUGUAUCCCAUGUAAAAAAGGAAGAGAGAGAGAUCUAAUAGAAGAAAACAAUGAGACUGAGAAACACAAUUGCUUCAAAGCAUUUAUAUAGUUGGAAAGUUAUAUUUAAGUGAAAAUUUGGACAGUCUUGUACAAAUAAAAACUAAGAUGCAUGUUUAAUACUCCGCACAGCAGCUUGUAAUUGAAGAUGAUGGGAUAGAUUUAUAUAUCAAGUACUGACACUUACGUUGUACCCACUGGAAUCAUGUUAGCUGUUGUAUGUUAUAUGUUUCCAUGAUAACCUGCUUAUUCAGAUCAGCCAAAAUAGGUCAGUAUGAAAGAUCAUAGCUAAUGAAAGUCACCCACUCAUACUGUUUCUUUUAAAGUAUUUAUAAAUAUGCCUUAGAGAAAUGUCAACAAUGACAUACUGUUUUUACUUGCAUAAUUUUCUCUCCAUCCGUGCAGAUGCCUUGCCAUGGAAUGUACGUGUGGCAGGGGGCAGGGCGUCUGUAGUGAUACUGUCUCAGUAGUGUCAGGGGCUCUCUGAAAGAACUGGUGAACCAGUCCAUAUAUGUACUCAGCACCAUAUAUGUACGCCAUAUAUGUACUCAGCACCUUCUCUGUGUAGGGAGCACCAAGAUGCUAGCAUGGGACCUGAGCCCACACGGAGCUAACAAACCAGCUGGGAGACAUGAGUAAUGAUUCAUUCAUUCAUUCAUUCAUUCAUCCCUCAAAGGUCUUCUUCCCCUCCCCCAUGAUUUAUUUCUGUUUCUCCUUCUGUAUAAUCUCUUUCCACUACGGUCCUAUCCAUAUAAACACCAGGAAGCUGUAAGGAAAACCAAGUAACCCUUCCUCUACAGUACAACUUGCCAGUUUUGCAGAAUGUUUACUGUUAAUAGCAGAUACUGUGUUUACAUGCGUUAAAAUUCCCCUCCCUUGUCUCUCUGCAUGUACAACCACAACGAGGUGUUGGUCAUGGAGAUAUCGGGAUUUUUAGCAGCUGUGAGUUGAAGAAGUUUCCCAAUUCAGUGGGUUGCAAACUGAUGUGUCAUCUCACCUUCUAAAGUCAGUUUCCAAAAUCCAAACCAUUUUUUAAGGGAAAAAAAUCAGAAUUCAUAGGAAGAAAAUGUGUACUUAAGAAAUAAUUAUGAAAUCUGAUGUUUAAUAAUAGGUUGAUGUUUCCAGGUGAUGGGUGAUGAUCCUAAAAUUGCAGGAGAAUAUCUGUUUCUCUAGCAGCAGCCGUGGAAGAGAUAGCUAAAGUGUCACACAGUAGUAACAGCCCAUGUCUUUUAUGUCUCCCCAUACUCAGCACAAGUCAACACUAAAACAGUCUGACGGAAAUAACUAUUUUCCCAGGUUUUCCACUCACGCAUAUACUAACUAGCAUUGCUCAGAACACAGACAAGCCAUUUCAAGCCCACUGUUACCCACCAUGGACACUAUAAGCCUCUUGAGGAAAUAAAGUUGGACUAUGGGAGCAGAAUUUUAUAUAUUUUUAUUAAAAAUUAAAAGACUGAGGAGUAGAUGGAUAGAUACAGAUGUAAAAAUACCCAAAUAAAUACUACAUAAAAGCACAUGGAAAUGUGUCUAUGUCAAAUCCGAAUCAGCAGUAGAGCUCUUAGCAUGAACGAGACCCUUAUAAGCAUCAACCCCACAAAAAGAGUCAUUUUUACUAUCACAAAAAUUCUUGGUCUAAAAAGUGUCUUUUUCCUAGAUAGUAUACAGUACCAUUUCUUUUCAAUUCUUAAGAAAAAUUAGUUCAUUACCACAAGAUUUCCUAUUUACUGCUGAUUCUGUAACACAUUUUUCCAUCAGAAAGAUCUCCUAUUCAACCUUCAUUUUCAAAGCAGGUAGCACUUAAGUGGCCAAGUAUCCUUUUGGUUGGUUUGAUGUUGCUGGUGACUACAGAGGUAACAUGGAUAGCUCCUUCUGCUGAAUAGCUACAUUGAAACGACUCGUAGGCAUGUAAUACCAACUGAUUUGUAAAACUGUAUUUAUCUGUACAUGUAUGGACUAUUCAUUCCCAACAAGAGAGAAAUUACCUCUUUAGUUAAAACCAAGUUUCACUUUUCAAAA
Chinchilla lanigera (long-tailed chinchilla) is the source of this 4789-nucleotide messenger RNA. It is a transcript of the gene Col8a1, whose product is annotated as collagen, type VIII, alpha 1. The record is from RefSeq and is a predicted model, not a curated record. Bases 512 to 2749 code for a protein of 745 amino acids. NCBI's taxonomy places the organism in Eukaryota, Metazoa, Chordata, Mammalia, Rodentia, Chinchillidae. The transcript is spliced from 4 exons. Gene Ontology annotation, molecular function: protein binding.